AUGGAAGACACGGCCUCUCUGGAGCAAGAAAAAGAAAAUAAACAACAGGAGGAAACAGAGAAGCCAUGGGAAAGAAAGAUAGCAUCUUCUUCCCAAGAUUCUGAGCCUGCAUCAUCUGACCACUGGGAAGUGGAACAGAGGCGGGAAACUGGACCUCCUCACAAGAAUAGCCCUCCUAGAAGCCCCCAGUCUAAAGACAGCACAUAUCUGGAUGACCUCAGAACACAUGCGUCACCUUCCCAUUCCUCUCCUCGGGAACUUUCUCUUAUUCCUUCUGCCUUGGCUCUGGCAAAACAGAAUCUUGCCAUACCAUCUCCCUCAGACAGGACCACUAAUGAGAUUCCUGAAGCUGGGAAACUUCAUCCUGAUCUGCUGGAACAACCAUCUGAUAAGAAAGAACCAACUCAAUAUCACUCAAGCCAACCAGAGGGAAACACCUGUCAAUUGCCCCAGCAACCCAAACCUCUCCUGCAGAGAACAAGGAAUGUGAGCCAUAAUGACAAAUCAAAAGGGCAGAGAUUUGAUGUAUUUCAGGAGGAAGAUUCUAACAGUAAUUAUGGUCUAGAUCAGACUGAGCCAGGAGCCUUCGAAGUGGCCCCCAGCAUGCUGGAAACUGCCAUUCAGAAUGCAAAGGCUUACCUACUAAAGACCAGCAGCAGAUCCGGCUUCAAUGUAUAUGAUCAUCUUUCUAAUGUGCUGACCAAGAUAUUAGAUGAGCGUCCUGAAGAUGCUGUUGACAUCAUUGAAAACAUAAGCCAAGAUGUGAAAAUGGAACAUUUUAAUAAAAAAUUAGACACACUCCAAAAUGAGAAUGAAAUGCUUCCAACAUAUGAAAUAGCAGAAAAACAAAAGGUUCUUUUUCUCCAAGGACAUUUGGAAGGAGCUGAUCAAGAACUAGAGGAGGAGGAAAUAGUAGAAAACUCUCUUCCAAAUAUAAUGGAGUCAGCUUUUUAUUUUGAACAAGCUGGAAUUGGUUUGGGCACUGAUGAGACUUACCGCAUAUUUCUUGCUCUCAAGCAACUCACUGACACCCACCCAAUCCAAAGAUGCCGUUUCUGGGGGAAAAUCUUGGGUGUAGAAAUGAAUUAUAUUGUAGCUGAAGUGGAACUUCGUGAGGGGGAAGAUGAAGAGGAGGUGGAAGAGGAAGAUAUGGCUGAAGAGAGGGACAACAGAGAAAGCGAACCUGAUGAAGAUGAGGAGGACGAAUUACCAAAGUCUUUUUACAAGGCCCCACCAGUCAUACCAAAAGAAGAAAGUAGAACAGGAGCCAAUAAAUAUGUCUAUUUUGUUUGCAAUGAACCAGGAAGACCAUGGGUGAAGUUACCAUCAGUUACACCUGCGCAAAUUGUUGUUGCAAGAAAAAUUAAGAAAUUUUUCACUGGGCGAUUGGAUGCUCCUAUCAUAAGCUACCCACCCUUCCCAGGAAAUGAGAGCAAUUACUUACGAGCACAAAUUGCCCGAAUUUCAGCAGGGACUCACGUCAGCCCUCUAGGAUUCUACCAAUUUAGUGAAGAGGAAGGAGAGGAAGAGGAAGAGCUGGAAGGUGGGCGAGACAGCUUUGAGGAAAACCCUGACUUUGAAGGCAUCCAAGUGACUGAUCUAGUGGAAUCUCUAUCCAAUUGGGUUCACCAUGUACAGCAUAUUCUCCCUCAGGGUCGCUGUAAUUGGUUCAAUCCUAUACAAAAGAAUGAGGAGGAAGAGGAAGAAGAUGAAGGAAAAGAAGAAGAAAAAGGAGAAGAGUCUGAUUAUAUAGAACAAGAAGUGGGACCUCCUCUUUUGACACCAAUCUCUGAAGAUACAGAGAUUCAAACUAUACCUCCUUGGACUACACGGCUGUCCUCAAAUCUCAUCCCACAAUAUGCUAUUGCAGUCCUUCGAUCCAACAUUUGGCCUGGAGCUUAUGCUUUUUCCAAUGGCAAGAAAUUUGAAAAUCUCUACAUAGGCUGGGGCCAUAAGUAUAGUGUAGACAAUUAUACACCUCCAGUUCCACCACCAGUUUAUCUAGAGUACCCCAGUGGCCCAGAAAUUACGGAAAUGGAUGAUCCCAGUGUGGAACAGGAGCAGGCUUUCAAAGCUGCACAAGAAGCAGCUGCACUUGCAUCUGAAGAGAAUGAAGAAACUGAGGAAGAUGAAGAUGAGGAAGAUGACUAUGACUAA
Messenger RNA from Lepus europaeus (European hare), 2157 nucleotides. It is a transcript of the gene RSPH4A, whose product is annotated as radial spoke head component 4A. Lineage: Eukaryota; Metazoa; Chordata; Mammalia; Lagomorpha; Leporidae. Gene Ontology annotation, cellular component: radial spoke; axoneme. Gene Ontology annotation, biological process: cilium movement involved in cell motility; cilium assembly; axoneme assembly. Bases 1 to 2157 code for a protein of 718 amino acids. The transcript has 6 exons. The record is from RefSeq and is a predicted model, not a curated record.